Striga asiatica is the source of this 468-nucleotide messenger RNA. NCBI's taxonomy places the organism in Eukaryota, Viridiplantae, Streptophyta, Magnoliopsida, Lamiales, Orobanchaceae. The record is from the annotation of a GenBank genome assembly.
AUGAGAGCUGGAUCUGUGCUUGCUUCUCCUUCUCGAUGUUUUGCAACUUUACUAUACAAGUGCCUCAAUUCUAUUAAGAAGGGUACUUCCAAGGAGAUCGUUUUGGCUUCUCAUGCUCUUGUUUAUUGCACUGCUCGUGCCGUGCCAAUUGUCGGAAUAGGAGCUUUUCUGUGGCGGGUGGGCCGAGUUAUAGUACACAACAACGUAAGAUUGAGGUUUUGUGUGUCCUCAGUGAGAGUACCCAUUGGCUUGAAGAGCGAAAGUAAGGCGGCAGAUUCAGGCCCUGCAAAUGACGUAGAUCUGGAGGGUGGACAAGAGGCCGUGGGGAGAAGGUCGAACCCAAACUGGUUGCCAAUUUUCCCCUGGAGCAUCAUGAUCUUUACCGGAAGACAAUCCCCAGGUUUGAAUAGAAAUAAUGAUGCCACCAAAUUUUACCAUGUGGAUAAACCUAAUGAUAAUGGGAUUUAA